GGUAUCCGCAGAAAAGUGAACUUACUGAAUCACAUGAACCUGUGCGAGCAGCAGCAGAUUUGCGAUCCCUAAAGAUGAAAACUGAAGAAAAGUCUAUGUGAAUCAUAUGAGUGCAUACCAUCAGAAUGGAACAGUUCCCACGUGCCCACAUGGUGGCUCACACAGCCUCACCUUCAACUGUAUCAACAACACAACACACCACCACCAUGAAUGCUUAUAGUUACAGUGGUUUAGAAGAAUUCCUUGUGCCUCCUGUGCAAGUUGAACUGAAGGGCAAUGUAGCAAAGCAAAUCAGUCAACAAGUGCAAAAUGUACAUUUUACAAAUGUAGCCCAACUGCAACCAAUGCAGCUUACAGCAACUGCUCCAACUCCAAGAAUUUCUGAGAGUCCAGUAUCUGCUUUAGGAUCCCAAAUAGGAACACCUGUUGAGCCUCCAAGACCUAAACCCUCACCAAGACCCCGUGUUCGUAGUGGUACUGGAGAACGUGUGAAGUGCUCUGAUUGUGGAAAAUCUUUAGCAUGUGGAGCAAAUCUUGCUGAGCAUAUGCGUACUCAUACAGGAGAACGUCCUUUUGUGUGUGACGAAUGUGGAGCUUCCUUUGCUGCCAAAUCAAAUUUAAGGACUCAUAAACGACUGCACACUGGUGAAAGGCCAUACAUGUGUGGUGUUUGUGGUAAAACUUUUUCUCAGAGUUCUCACCUGCCUAGCCAUAUGAGAGUGCACACUGGAGAAAGACCUUACAAGUGUCCAGAAUGCCCCAAGUCUUUCUCUUCAAGCACUACCUUAAGAAAUCAUCUCCGCAUUCACAAGGGUGAUUGCCCAUUCAGGUGUGAGUUAUGUGGACGAGGGUUUGUUUGUAAAUCAUGGCUACAGGACCAUUAUAAAGUUCAUACUGGAGAAAAGCCAUUCCAGUGUGAUACCUGUAGCAAGUGGUUUAAAGAUAAAUCAUAUAUAACUAAACAUAAAAUAAAGUAUUGUGGUAAUGAUGGCUACAAAAAGCGUUGGACAAGACCUGGUGUUAAGAAACCACCUGGAAGGAGGCCAGGUAGUUAUUCAAAGCCUAAAGUUAUUGAAGAAGAUGAUUCUGAUCAGCCAAAACGACCAAGAGGUCGCCCCAAGGGGUCAAAAAACAAAAGGGGAAGGAAGAAAAAAACAAAAAAUGUACGUAAGAAAAAAAAUAAUGCAGCCACUUACUCUGAUGCUGAGUUUGAAGAAAUGCUGCAGGAGCAUGAGUCAGAUAAAUCAGAAUUACCCAAGGCAGAAGAGGCUUCCAGUAACCCUGAGGAAGAAGCAGCUUUAUAUUUAAUUAGCCAAACACAUCAACAGAACCACAAUGAACAAGAGGACCCUAAUGAGUACCACCAUUAUCAGUUUUUACCACAAGAGCAUCAAUCACAAUCAGAAACUCAUUCUAACAAGCCCAAUGAUUCUCUGUCAAUGCCCCACAUUCCUGUUGGGCAGCUCCAUGUUGCUAUGCCUCACACUCCAUUGCAAACACAUGUUCAGCAAACACAUGUUCAGCAAACUCAUGUUCAUCAAACUCAUAUUCAUCAGUCACUUGCCCAACCUCAAAAUCUUACACAAUCUCAAAAUCUAGUACCCCAAAACCUUACACAAUCUCAAAAUCUAGUACCUCAAAAUCUUACACAGUCUCAAAAUCUAGUUCAACCCCAAAAUCUUACACAGUCUCAAAAUUUAGUUCAACCUCAAAAUCUUACACAAUCUCAAAAUCUAAUUCAACCCCAAAAUCUUAUUCAACCCCAAAAUCUUGUACAGCCUCAAAAUCUUGUUCAAUCCCAAAAUCUUGUUCAACCUCAAAAUCUUUCUCAAUCUCAGAAUCUUAACCAGCCUCAAAAUCUUUCCCAACCACAGCAUCAUUCACAACCACACAACCUCUCUCUUGCACAGAGUUUAUCACAACCACAAAACCUAUCCCUUGCCUCCAAACUUGUUCAAUCUCAAAGUAUUCAUCAGCCUCAAAAUCUAUCACAGCCUCAGAAUCUUUCCCAACCACAGAAUUUAUCACAACCUCAGAGUCAGUCUCAGCCCCAUAAUUUAUCCCAUACUCAGACAGUUUCCCAGCCUCAGAAUCUCUCUCAGUCCCAAAAUUUGCCACAGUCAUGUUUGGCUCAGCCUCAGAAUUUGUCUCAACCACAAAAUCUGUCACAAAAUGAUAGUUUAUCUCAACCUCAAAAUCUUUCUCAGCCUCAAAAUUUAUCCCAGCCUCAGAAUUUGAGCCAGUCUCAUGUAUCACUUCAAGAUCAUCUGACACAACUUACACAACCUCAUCAAAUACAUAUGGUUUAUUAUAAUUCAUGAACAUAAUUUAUGCUAAAGCUUGAUUGCAUAGUACAUAUUUGUAAAAACAUUUAUAAUUGAUACAAGUAUAGAAAAGCAUUAUUAAUAUGUUUUUGGAGGAAAGUGUAUGUAUAAAACAGUAUUAUGAUCAGUGUAGGUGCAAGAGUAUUGUAAGGACUGUACCGUAAAAAUAUUGGCAGCAAUUAUGACAAAAUGUUCUAUUAGCAGUACUAAAGAUUUUUGAACAGAAUUAUCUCAAAACGAAAAUGGCCUAAUCCUGUUGCCUGUUUCUGUCUUUAUUCAUAACCUCACCAGCUGCAGUAUAGCCCCUGCAGUAUUACUGGUACACUAAUGUUAAUGUGAAAAGUCAUAAACACCAAGAAGUGUUUACACUCUUUCAUAUUAACAUGAAUGUACGAGUAUAUAUAUGCUGAGAGUUUACUUUGAUCUUUGUUAUAUUGAUUAAAGUAACUCCAGUUGGUGGUGUACAAAUAACAUGCAGUCCUAAUGACUCAUGUAAUCGAUAGGUUUAAACCUGAUAAACCAACCAUGCUAAUAUUAAUGUGACCCUUUUACCACUUUUGUAUCAUAAUGAGCCAUCAAUGGUCUUCCUGUCAUUUUUAUUACAUUGCCUUCAUGCUCUGGUGAUUCAACAAAUAUGCUGAUGAAAAACAAUCUUGAGAUAUUCUACUUACUUUUUCUAAUAUUUCUUUCUUAUUAGAUAUGUUCUAUGUUAUUUUAUUUCAUAUACAGCAUUUAGUUGCCACAUAUCUGUCUGUCUAUAGUUUUGAUGCCUUACGUUAGAUGGUGUAAAUAUAUAUUUUUUCUAAAUAUCUUUCUAAUUGCAAAUUAAGAAAUGCAGAUAUGGGUCAUCCAUAUGCAAGAUUCAAAAUGUUUGAAGGACAGUAUGAUAUGUAUUCAGAUUUUUUAUACAGUGAUUACCUAUUUGUAGCUCAUAAUUUAGGUUAUUGUAUGUUGUUUUUCUAUACAGUAUCUUUGAUAUCUUGUUCCCCAUUGUGACUUAUUUAGUAUUUUCUAUAAGGAUCAAACCUGCCAUGUCACAAGCACGAAAUAUAAUACAGUAUUGACAAAAGCCAACGUCCCGCUUAGGCCCAUCAUUUCAGGCAUUGGCAGUGCUGUUCCUCAUAAAUUAGCUGGAAAUCAACCCAAGCAUUUAUCAAAACUUUUGGGGACAAUCAGCUACAUACAUUCAAAAAAUUCAGGCAACCUCAACCAUGUUAAACACAUUAAUGUUAGAAACAAGAUAUUGGCAAGCCUGGCUAUAACUUCUUUGUUUACAUCCAUCCACAUGACCCAGACUCUUGAAUCUCUUCAAAGGAAGAUCAGGUAUCUUGUUAAGGAUUUUCUAAUGUUAACUCUAUACAUGUAAAACUUUGGCAUGGCAGUGGGGUCUCCCAUUAGAAAUUCACCCCUUUGUGGAAUGUGGAUUAAAUCUGAGUUCCUCAUAACAUUUAGAAGGUUCAACAUCCCCCACCUACAACAAAGGCUCAACCUAACUGAGCCUUCCACUAAAUUCACACUUGAAGAGGAAUGAGCAGACAAACUUUUCUUCCUUGGUAUGCUCCUUUCAAAAUGUAUAAGAAACCAACUAAUAAGGACAAUUUAAUGCACUUCCACUUAGAUCAUGACAAGAUGAAACGUUAGCUGUCAUUGAAUUCUGUCCAAGGGCAUACACGGUAUGUAGCCCUUAACACUUUAAGGAUAACUGUGGCUACUUUCACUGGGUCUUCUCUAGACUACACUUUCCCUCACAUUUUGUCAAUGAAUUUUAGACACUGCUCUGCAAAUCACUAACACCCCCACACUUAACAUAUCUCUGAUAAGCUUUGCCAGCAGUAAGAAGGCUAAUAAUAUUUCUAGUGCCUUCUCUAAAUAUUACCAUUAGAGACUUAACCAGCAAGAAAUCUGCAAGUCUAGUUGAAACUAAAGCUGAAAUUUACGUCAUAUGUGGAGAAUGAGUGUAAGUGUGCCUGCUAUUCUGACAAUGUUAAUACCUGUGUUACAUUCUUUUUGAUUAUAAUAAUAAUAAUACCUGUGUUACAGAAAUAGAUACAACCACUUGCUGAAGUAGAAUGGUUUACAUAGCCAUUACUGGUUAGAAUUUCCAAUCAUUUGUCUUAAUAUAGCUAUACAGAACACAGGGUGUUUCAGAUGUCUCCAGAGUUUUAGCUAAAUGAACUGCAGACUAUCAGGACAGGUAUCAGAUGUUGUCAUCAGUAAUUUUAUGCAAUUGGCUUACACUACAACUGACCACCAUGCUACUAUAUAUAUCUCUUGUUUUGCUGUUUCUGCAUUGGAUGGCUCUGGUGGUCUGGUGGUUAACGCUCUCGCUUCACACGGUGAGGGCCUGGGUUCGAUUCCCAGCCAGAGUAGAAACAUUGGACGUGUUUCUUUCCACCUGUUGUCUAUGUUCCCCAUCAGUAAAAUGGGUACCUGGGUGUUAGUCGACUGGUGUGGGUCGCAUCCUGGGACACUGACCUAAGGAGGCCUGGUCACAGACCGGGCCGCGGGGGCGUUGACCCCCGGAACUCUCUCCAGAUAAACUCCAGAUUAAGCCCCUGAUAGGCAAAACCUGUCCAUACUAAAGUUAUCCUGGCAUAAUUUCCUCCGUACAUUGAAGAUUCUUGAGGGGUCACCCAAUUCAUCUGUUAAAAGAUUUCUACAAUUACUGUCAUUAAGGAAUAAGAAUAUGGAAAGACUGGGAGGGUUGCUUUAGUAUGUACUGGUGAGAAUAGCAUGUAUGUCUUGCAAUUAGCAGACAGAAGGUAGAAUCUCCACCACUCCUUUUCCCGAAUAAUGAACAUCGAUUUAGCACUUCAUGUAAAUAUAACAGUACGGUAAUAAUCAGCAUGUGUAGAACAUACCGGUAUAUGUGAGAAACAGGAUGAAAGACAAAAAAAAAAAGGCUGUCAGGUACAAGCUAAGAAAAAUAAAGAAUGGGAAUUACUGUGACCCAUAAAAUAAAUAUUAAUGAUAGGAGAGUAGUACAUGUAUUCAUUAAAAGGACAGUAUAAAAUGGAAAAAAAAUAUAUACUGUACAGUACUGCAUUGUACUGUAUUUGUCAAAAAGAAGAAACUUUCACUGGUGAAUGGGUACGUCAUCUAUGUGGUCUUUUUCGUUAAUACUGUACAUUAAUUCAGAAUAGAUGACAAAAAAAAAAAGUAAGAAACGUGUGAUCUCAAAAUACAGGGCUGACUUGAGUAUAUACCCAAAAAUUCUAUCAACAAAUAAGGAAAGGUAAUAAAAAAUUUGAUAUGUCUGCUUCUCCAACAGUAGUGCUUCUGAGAGCCACUUGGGUUUACCAGUUCAAAAGUUAUAAUUUUUUUUUUUUUUACAACUGGGUAAAACUAUGUAUAACAUUUUAAAUACAGUACAGUAGGGCAAUAGCCCCACUGUACUGGGGCAAUAGCCCCACUCCACAAAGGGGACAGUAAAGCAAUAGCAAAGAACUACAGACCGAUAGCACUAACAUCCCAUAUCAUAAAAAACUUUGAAAGGGUCCUAAGAAGCAAGAUUGCCACCCAUCUAGAUACCCAUCAAUUACACAACCCAGGACAACAUGGAUUUAGAGCAGGUCGCUCCUGUCUGUCUCAGCUACUGGAUCACUAUAACAAGGUCCUAGAUGCACUAGAAGACAAAAAGAAUGCAGAUGUAAUAUAUACAGACUUUGCAAAAGCCUUUGACAAGUGUGACCAUGGUGUAAUAGCGCACAAAAUGCGUGCUAAAGGAAUAACAGGAAAAGUUGGUAGAUGGAUCUAUAAUUUCCUCACAAACAGAACACAAAGAGUAGUAGUCAACAGAGUAAAGUCUGAGGUGGCUACGGUAAAAAGCUCUGUUCCACAAGGCACAGUACUCGCUCCCAUCUUGUUUCUCAUCCUCAUAUCUGACAUAGACAAGGAUGUCAGCCACAGCAUCGUGUCUUCCUUUGCAGAUGACACCCGAAUCUGCAUGACAGUGUCUUCCAUUGCAGACACUGGAAGGCUCCAGAUGGACAUCAACCAAAUCUUUCAGUGGGCUGCAGAAAACAAUAUGAAGUUCUUCGAUGAGAAAUUUCAAUUACUCCGAUAUGGUAAACAUGAGGAAAUUAAAACUUCAUCAGAGUACAAAACAAAUUCCUUCCACAAAAUAGAGUGAAAAACCAACAUCAAAGACCUGGGAGUGAUCAUGUCGGAGGAUCUCACCUUCAAGGACCAUAACAUUGUAUCAAUCGCAUCUGCUAGAAAAAUGACAGGAUAGAUAAUGAGAACCUUCAAAACUAGGGUUUGUUCUAUCUAGGCUGGAAUAUUGCUGCACACUAACAGCACCUUUCAAGGCAGGUGAAAUUGCUGACCUAGAAAAUGUACAGAGAACCUUCAUGGCGUGCAUAACAGAGAUAAAACACCUCAAUUACUGGGAGCGCUUGAAGUUCCUGAACCUGUACUCCCUGGAACGCUGGUGGGAGAGAUACAUGAUUAUAACACCUGGAAAAUCCUAGAGGGACUAGUACCGAACUUGCACACGAAAAUCACUCACAACGAAAGCAAAAGACUCGGCAGACGAUGCAACAUCCCCCCAAUGAAAAGCAGGGGUGUCACUAGCACGUUAAGAGACAAUACAAUAAGUGUCAGGGGCCUGAGACUGUUCAACUGCCUCCCAGCAUACAUAAGGGAGAUUACCAAUAGACCCCUGGCAGUCUUCAAGCAGGCACUGGACAAGCACCUAAAUUCGGUACCUGACCAGCUGGACUGUGGCUCAUGUGUUGGAUUGCGUGCAGCCAGCAGUAACAGCCUGGUUGAUCAGGCUCUGAUCCACCAGGCAGCCUGGUCACAGACCGGGCCGCGGGGGCGUUGACCCCCGGAACUCUCUCCAGAUAAACUCCAGGUAACUUAAAAUUGCCUAUAGCAAUUCAUUUUAACCUAUAGCAAUGACGGAAUUUCAGGCACAAAUAAACUCAGUGGAAGUUUUUAUUAGUAGAGUAAAUGCAUAUCAAUAUUUAAACAAUAAGAGACUUAAUAUAAUAAAGGCAAAAUAAUUGUAAUUUUUUUUUAAAUAUAUACAGUACCAUUCUGUAUUGCAAAAGCUGACAACUAAGUUUGUGGCUUGUUGAAGACUACAAUAAAUAUGCAUGAUACCCCAAACUAAAUUAUUAUUAUCAUGAUAUUUAGGGAAGCACAAUGCUCAUAGGAGUCAUACAGUGCCCGGGGAGUGGGAGGCAAUUGGGUUUGAUCCAAGGAAGUAGAGGACAAGAUAGCAGCACCCUUGAGGGGACACCUGACUACAGAUUAUUAGUUUUAUAUUGGUACCUUAUAUACUAGAAUAAAUACAGGUAGUGAAGUCCUUUUUUCAUUAUCAGUGACCAUGUAAAGAUUUUUAAUAAAGUUCUUAAAAGCUAAA
Molecule: messenger RNA, 7695 nt
Organism: Cherax quadricarinatus
Lineage: Eukaryota; Metazoa; Arthropoda; Malacostraca; Decapoda; Parastacidae
Source: RefSeq, a predicted model, not a curated record